Molecule: messenger RNA, 1519 nt
Organism: Drosophila busckii
Lineage: Eukaryota; Metazoa; Arthropoda; Insecta; Diptera; Drosophilidae
Product: major royal jelly protein 3
Exons: 4
Coding region: 1-1425 (474 amino acids)
Cellular component (GO): extracellular region
Source: RefSeq, a predicted model, not a curated record
AUGUUGCGCUUAACCGUUCGUUUAAUUCUUUGGCUGCAGCUAAUCCAAGUGAGUUGGGUCUCCGUCUAUGGAUGCGAACCGUUUGGUCCACGUCCUAGGCGUGGAUUGGAAACUGUGAAGCAGUGGCGUCGCUUAGAGUUUGGCUUUGCAAAUGCGCAGGAUCGUUUGAAAGCUGAAGCUGCGGGCAAUUUGCAGCCGGAGGUUAGUACACCUGUGGAUGUGGAUGUUCACUAUAAGGUCAAUGGUCAAAGGCGCAUAUUUGUCACCAUACCACGUUUUGGCAAAGGCGUACCUUACACGCUAGCCUUGGUCACAGAUCAACAAACAAGAAAUGGACCCGUCUUAAUGCCAUAUCCCAACUUUGCCUGGCAUAACAAUAACAAUAAUUGCGAUAGUAUCACUUCAGUUUACAAUGUAGCGAUAUCUGAGUGCAAUGAGCUUUGGGUUAUGGACUCGGGCAUUAUUGAUGGUCAACAGAUUUGUCCACCACAGCUGCUCAAAUUUGAUUUGAGCAACGAUCGGUUGUUGCAUCGCUUCCGUCUGCCAAAUAAUACUUAUAUACCACAUGCCUCGCUGCUCAUUGCACCUAAUUUAUUGGUGCAGGACCCGCCACCAUGUGGAAAAUGCAAGCACACAAUGAUCUAUAUCCCAGAUUGUAGAUUUCAUGGCUUGGUUAUGUACGAUCAUCAAAUCAAUGCUGCCUGGCGGGCCGAGCACCGUUUUAUGUAUCCCGAUCCGGAUUAUGGUCGUUACACCAUUGCAGGCGAAAGCUUUACCCUGAUGAACGGCAUUUUUGCUGCAAGCAAUGACAAGCGUAAUCUUUAUUUCCAUCCAAAGGCCAGUGUAAGCGAAUACGCCGUGCCCUUGAGCGUGCUAAAUCGUCGUGAGAACUGGGCUAAUAGCGUUGAUGCCAUGGAAGAUCAAUUCAAGCUGCUAGGCAAGCGAAAUAGUCAAUGUGCCGCCUCUGCAAUGGACAGUCACAACAAUCUGUAUUGCGUCAACUUUAACCCCAUCCAGCUGUUUGCGUGGAACACCAAAACGCCGUAUACAAAACGUUACUUUAUAAAUCUGCCUGGAAAUGCCAGUGAGUUGGAGUUCGUUAGCGGCAUAAAGGUGGUAAGGAAUCCAAUGGGCCAAGAGGAGCUAUGGUUAUGCUCCAUUCGUUUUCAGAAAUUUUUCAAGAGGAUAAUGGAUUUCAAUGAGAUAAAUAGAAAUGUUCACUGCACCGAAAACUUCAGUCACACUAAAGAUGUUGCGCUCAAACAUUCGCUUAAUCCUAUUGCUGCAGCUGCUCCAAGUCAGUUGGAUCUUCGUCUGUGGACACAGAUCGCCUGGUCCACGACCUGGUCAUCAGUUGGAGGUAGUCAAGGAGUGGCGUCGCUUAGAGUUUGGCUUUGCAAAUGCGCAGGAUCGUCUGCAAGCUGAAGCUGAUGGUAAUUUGGAUCCGGAAAAGGCUACACCCGUAGAUGUGCAAGUUCAUUAUAAGGCCAGAGGGCAAAGACGCAUAUUUGUGACCGUU